AUGUGUUCAGAACAAAAGAAUGUACUAUAUGAUUGGUAUAGUUUAAAACAAAAAGAAUGGGCAGGUAAACAAUGUUCAGAUACAGAAAAACUUAUACUAACUCUCCAUGAUAAGGACUAUUAUGUUAUUCAUUAUAAAAAUCUACAACAAUGUAUAAAGGAAAGAUAUGUUCUUGAAAAAAAGUAUGGUGGUCGAGUAAGACUUUUAUAUACAGAUACAGAUUCUUUAAUCAUAGAAAUUGAAACUAAAAAUAUUUAUCAAGACAUAAUUGAUGAUUGUGAUUUAUUUGAUUUUAGUGACUUUCCAGAAAAUCAUUGGGUAGUAAAAAAUUUUCCAGAAGAUCAGUGGAUAAUCAAUGAAGGUAAACAUGUUUUAAAAAAUACAAAAGUUAUGAGUAAGUGGAAGGAUGAAAAUGAAGGAGAUCAUGCUAUUGGCUAUGCUGAAGGUCUUAAAAAAGCACUUAUCAAGAGAGAGCUUACUCAUAAAAUAUUCGAAGACUGUGUUUUAGAGGGAAAAGAGGAUCAACCAUGA
Cetraspora pellucida is the source of this 531-nucleotide messenger RNA. The record is from the annotation of a GenBank genome assembly. Lineage: Eukaryota; Fungi; Glomeromycota; Glomeromycetes; Diversisporales; Gigasporaceae.